Onthophagus taurus is the source of this 4345-nucleotide messenger RNA. Its product is annotated as tonsoku-like protein. Gene Ontology annotation, biological process: replication fork processing; double-strand break repair via homologous recombination. Lineage: Eukaryota; Metazoa; Arthropoda; Insecta; Coleoptera; Scarabaeidae. Gene Ontology annotation, molecular function: protein binding. The record is from RefSeq and is a predicted model, not a curated record. Gene Ontology annotation, cellular component: nuclear replication fork.
AAUCAAUUUGGUUCUCAUUCAUCUGUCAUUUUAUAUCAUUAAUUUCCCGCUUUUAAAUAAAGUUUCUGGAUAUUCUUUUAAUUAUUUACUAAGUUAAAGUUAUUUAAUUUUUUAUGUUAUUUCAUUAUUUGAAAUUAUUUUUUAUCCUAAUGCUCUGCAAAAAUAAUCUUUAAUUAUUAAAAUACACAUUGUUAUUUUGGAAAAAAUCAUGGAAGAGCAAAAGUUAAUAAAACGUAAAAAGAAGGUUUUAAAUGAAAACAAUCCCAGCAAUACCAUAUCGGCUAUACUAAAUUUGGCACAGUUCUAUUUUAAAGAAGAACGUUAUGAAGAAGCAAUCGAUGAAUUUAAACAAGCUGCUAGACAGAAUAAAGCUUUAAAUAAACUGAUUGAUUAUGGUAUAUGUCAUAGAAUGAUUGGGGAGGCUUAUCUCAAUAUAAGAAAAUUUGAAAAAGCUUUAGAACACCAACAGAUUCAUUUACAAAUCUCUAAACAAGAAAAAAAUAAAUUGGAAGAACAGAGAGCUCUUGCUACUAUUGGACAUACUUAUUUAACCAGUUACUUAGAAGGUACAAAUCAUGAUAACAAAACGCCUUUACAUUUUGCUUAUAAGAUUUUUAUGAAAAGCUUGGGAGUUUGUGAAAGUUUAACAGAUAUAAGUAAAAGGGAACACAUGGAUAUGAUGAGUCGUCUUUUUGCUAAUUUAGGAAUUGUUCAGGAAUCUUUAAUUAAUUUUGAUAAGGCUUUAGAAUUGGUUAUGAAAAGUGUUACAAUAUCGAAAAAUUAUGAUCUUCAUGAACAGUUACAAAGAAAUCACUGUUUAUUGGGAUCUAUUUAUACAAAAAUGGGCAGUUUUAGUAAUGCUAUUCAUGAAUAUAAUUUAUCUAUGGAAAUUGCUGGGCGACUACCAGAUAAAAUAAAAUUAAUAUCAUCAGCUUUGUUAUCAAAAUCGGAUUUAUUGGUAAAAUUAGGCGAUUAUCACGGUGCAAAAACGGCCCUUUUAAAAGCGUACAAACUAAAAAAUCCAUCAGAAUACACCAAGGACUUAAUCGAACGUAAUUUAAAAACGGUCGUUGCGAUGUGUUACACAGAAGAAAAACUUUCAACAACCGCAGAUACCGAUCAUGAAUCCCGUAAGAAAUUGUACGAAAAAAUGGGUGAUGGAUCAAGUGCUUUAAAUUGUUACUCAAAAGCGAUAGAGUAUUACGAAAAAAUGUUGGAUUCGGCAAUUAAAAACGGCGACACAGGAAAAAAUUUAAGUCCCGCUUAUGUGAGUUUAGCUCAAACUUAUCUUGAUAACAAACAAUAUGAUUUAGCCAUUGAAUAUUUCGAAAAAGAUUUUAACGCAAAUCAAUUGGAUACAAAAGAAGCAACUAACAGUUUAUUUAGUAUUAUUGAAGCGAUGAAAGAGGCGGGAAAAGAUUACCAAGAAAUUGAAAUGAUUUUUCAACAGGCUAAAGAUUUAACUACCCGCGCCAAUAAUUUACAUUUACACGGGAGAGUUUUAUCCCGACAAAAAACAUUUAUUGAAAAAAAUUACGACUUUUUAACCACCGAACAAAUACAAAAACAACUCGACGAUUUAAAUUAUGAAUCAUCAGAUGACGAUGAAAGUUGUGAUUCGCCUCAAACGCCAGCGAUUGGUGAUGAAAUCGAUUUAAAUAAUAUAACAGACAUUUCCGAUGAUGAUGACGAUACUAAACAAAAAGAAAAAGAAUCUAGAUCGAUUCGUAAACGUACAAAAGCGUUUACCAUCAAACGUAAUAAUAAGGGAGAAACUCAACUACACACAGCGUGCAUUCAAGGAAAUUUAGUAUUAGUGGAACGACUUUUGGAUCAAGGACACGCUGUUAACGUUCGAGAUAACUGUGGUUGGUUACCGAUACACGAAGCUUGUAUUAACGGUCAUUUAGAAAUUGUUGAACGCUUAAUUCAAAAAGGGGCCGCGAUAAAUGAUCGUGGCGGAACUUUAUGCAAUGGGAUAACCCCGCUACAUGAUGCCGCUUCAAACGGACAUUUACAAAUUAUCCAAUUAUUAUUAGAUAAAGGAGCGAAUGUUGUUUCAAAAACCGAUGAGGGUGAGACACCGUUUCAUUUUUUAAAACGAUGGAAAAGCGAUCACGAGAUAACAACGAGAGAAGAAAACGAUAUCUUUGAGCGAAUUUUUAACCGGAUGGAACAAGUUUUAGAAAAAUGCGGUCAAAUAGACUCAAUUGAAAUUGAAAAAAAUAAUUCUGAAGAAUUAAAAUCUUAUAGUAAUCAUCGUUUAGGAACUUUACGUCGAUCCCAUUCAAUGAUUAUUGAAAGUAGCGAAGACACCGAGUCUUCUAACCAAUCAGAAAAUGAGUUAAUUAACGUUAAAUUUCAAUAUAAAGAGGUUAUGAAUAAUUUGAGAAAUCGCCCAAGAGAAAAUACGUUUCACUCAAUUAAUAAUAAAUCUACAAAAAGAUCUGCUUUAUUAACAAGCGAUGAUGUAGACGAUGAUUGGUUAGAAGAUGAUUUAGGAAAUUGUUCGAUUAAAAAACGAAAAAUCAAUUCAAUUUGUUCGACGACGAAUAUUCGCAGAAGUUACGAUAAAGAGAAUCGAAGCUCCGACGGAGAAAUGAAUUCUUUAGAUAUUCCUUCGGUUUCUAGACUUUCCAGCCCGCUUCCGAAAACAAAUCAAGUAAUUAAAAGAAAACGUCAAGUUUCGUUGAUUUCAUCGGGGUUUACUCGAAAAAGAAGCGAUAGUUCGAUAAGUUCAUCUUCGUCACCUAAAAAGUCACAAACGAGGAAUAGUUUUAUGGAAAAUAGCAUUUCAGAUAAGGAUGAAAAUAAUUUUCAGGGUGAUACCUCAAUUAAAAGAAAUUCCCCGAGGAGUAGCCAAAAUGAACAAACCGUUUUUGUCGAUAUAAGAAUUUUGGAUAAAUUAUAUAGAGUUCCUGUGAUUUACUCGGAAAUUAAUACUUUAACUAUUCAAUGGUUAGCAGAGGAGGCAUCAAAACGAUAUAGCAGAAAAGAAUGUAUGAAACCUUCUUUAGAAUUACAAACAAAAAGCGGUGCUAUUUUAGCAGAAGACGACCCCAUAAAUAUAUUAUUUCUGCUCGGUAGUACACAAUGUGAAGAAAUUAUCGGAAAUGUGCUUAAAUGGAACAUCCAACCGAUUUUGGAACGAUACAAAGAAUCUUGUGUAUCCUUAGGAUUAAAUGAAAAUUCGGAUCUGUCGAAAAUUUUACGUGAAACAUCAACAAUAUUGAAUUUAUCCAAUAAAAAUUUAGAAUCAGACUCGAUUACACCGCUUUGUAAAGCUUUAAAUAGACACGUAUCUUUGGUUAAUUUAGAUUUAUCAGGGAAUUAUGGCCUUAAAGAAGAAGAAAUUAAUUUGUUAAGCUCAGCUUUUUCGUCAUUUAAAAAUUUAUCAGUUUUAAAUUUAAGUAAUACGAAUUUAAAUGAAUCAUCUCUUGGUGUUUUAGCACAAACAUUUUUACAAACGGAUUCGUCAACUUUGGAGAAUUUAAUUAGUUUAGAUUUGAGUUAUAAUCCUAUAGGGGACGAGGGAUUACCACAUUUAGCUGUAAUAACACGCAAUGUAAAAUUAAAAAGUUUAUUUUUAAAAGAUGUAGAUUUUACAAGUAAAAUUUUUGAUAACAUCACAAAUUCAUCGAUAGAACUUUACUUAGAUUUUUUACAAAGUUUCGAUUUAAGUUAUAAUAAUUUAGAUAAAAAUGACGUGAUUAAAUUUGUAUCUUGGAUCCAACCGAGCGAAAUUGAAACGUUAGAUAUUUCGAAUAAUUCGAUUACAGAAUCCGGUUUAUUAAUGGAAAUUGUUUGUUCGUUUCAAACGGUUGAUGUUGUUAAAAUAAAAAAUUUAAAUUUGUCAAGAUGUCGAACGACCGAUUCGGAAAUUUACGAACUUAUAAACUUGCUUGAAAAAACACCAACUUUAUUAAAUACGUUAAAUUUAUCUUAUAAUGAAGAAAUCACAUCGAUAUCUUUAAGAAGAUUCUUACAAGGAAAUUUAAAUUUAAAAAGCUUAAUUUUAAUUGGGUGUAAUAAUUUUAAGUAUUUUGAAGAUUCUUGGGAAGUUCUUAAUAAAAAUUUGAUUUCGAUUACUUUAAAUGUCGAUGUUAAUGAUGAAAUUGAAAAAUUGGUGAAUAUGUGGCGAAAAAGUCGGGUUGAUGUUAAAAUUAGUCGCGAUCUUCCAAGUUUAUUAAAAUUAAGUACAGAGAGGUGAUUUAAUAAAUUUUAAUGUAAAUAUGUGUUUUUUAAAGUUUAUUAGUACUUUAUAUGACACCAUUGUACAUCAAUAAAUUAAAAUAAAAAGGAACUUUUAAGUCUUUGUUAUCAAAAUAAAAUACAUUUAAAGAUU